Biomphalaria glabrata is the source of this 2024-nucleotide messenger RNA. Its product is annotated as amiloride-sensitive sodium channel subunit beta-like. The transcript has 16 exons. The record is from RefSeq and is a predicted model, not a curated record. Gene Ontology annotation, molecular function: ligand-gated sodium channel activity. Gene Ontology annotation, biological process: sodium ion transmembrane transport. Gene Ontology annotation, cellular component: membrane. Bases 220 to 1803 code for a protein of 527 amino acids. NCBI's taxonomy places the organism in Eukaryota, Metazoa, Mollusca, Gastropoda, Planorbidae.
CAAUCAGUUACGGGCAAUGUCUCCCGACAUCGAACACUCUCGCCCUCUCCUCUCUCGCUAGCCUGCUGUGUACCGAGCCACUCAUUGACCCCCACUAGGUUUAACUAGCUCUUUGGUGCUUGAGAUUUUAUAGUGGAAUUAAGACUAAUUUUUUACCCCGAGAGCCUCACUGCAGAUAUUAAUUCCUGGAUAUAUUUGCAUAUUUUUUAAAAUCCUAAAAUGAAGGUGACACCUGUUGAAGAGUUUACUAAACCGCCUAAAGAAGAGAUGACCAAAGUGAAGAAGCCGAAGUUUCGUAAAAUAUUCUCAAGAUACGCAGAUAUUGCCUCAUUGAAUGGAGUGGCUAUAAUAAAGGACUCCAAGUCUCCAAUAGUCAAAGCAAUAUGGGCAUUUCUCUUGUUGGCAGCUAUAGGGGCUAUGAUAUAUCAUCUUUACAGCUUGUUCACGAAAUUUUUCCAGUACGAGAAGCACGCCGAGAUUGACAUGUCAUUCAGCAACCUGCCCUUCCCCGCUGUCACCAUAUGUAACGCCAACAUUAUGAGGUUUUCAAAACAAGACUUGGCUUCAGCUGAAAUUCAGGAUUUGGUGGAGAAAGUCAGCACAAGCUACAAGCAAAUUGUAGACGCGAACGAUUAUAAUUCUAUAAGUGACUUUGACUCGGCCUUGGACUUUCUAGACAACUCUUCACAAUAUGAAGAUCAGGAAUAUUUUUACGAUGAUUACCCCACGGUAGAUGAUUCUGUGACACAGAGUGAAGACGAUGAAGUAGAUGCUUCCAUAUUCUCCAAAGCUGAGUCGCAGUUCCAGGAAUUAUUUAGUCAGAUGGACGUAGAGACGCAAAGAAAAGUUGGACAUACACUGGAAGAUCUAAUAGUACAAUGUACGAUAGGACGUAAGCCGUGUCGCAACUUCAAAAACUUCACAGUGACUACAACUUCUAGUUUUGGCAAUUGUUACACUAUAGAAUACAAAAAUUAUACAGCAUCGAAGAAUGGACCAGAUGGAGGACUGGAGUUGGUGUUGUUCCUCGAACUUGAUGAGUACCUCCCCGGUAUAACAGGAGGUAAAGGCGCUCAGAUCGUCAUUCACCCUCAGGGCUCUUACCCGUUUGUGGAAGAGGAGGGCAUCCCCAUCGCAGCAGGGUCACAAACCAUCAUAAGUCUUAAACAGAUACAAAUUGAACGUCUAGGCGAUCCCUACAACAAAUGCACAAAUAAUGGUGACCAGGAUUUUGGGACCUAUAGUUAUACCAGAAGUCUGUGUCAGAAGAAGUGUGCGUUGUCAAUUAUCAUCCAGAACUGCUCAUGUUAUGACAAGGACUUCAAGGGACUGAACUCAUUGCUUAAUGUUUCCUCCACUUUGAAAGCUUGUUCAGGUUCUGAGCAAACUAAAUGCAGAUUGAAUGUUACAAAAAACUACAAAGAUGAGGACUCGACAUGUAACUGUAACAAUCCUUGCAGUGAGAGUAUCUAUGACAAAAGUAUUUCUACCAAGCAGUGGCCUAGUAAAGCAAUGGCGCGUUCUUUGAUUAAAGAAGUUUGUAACAAGUCAGAUCGAUGUGACGAACUGUGGGGUUUAAAUAGUGAAGAUUUACAAGAAAAUUUCGUCAAAUUAAAUAUUUACUUUCAAGAUUUAAACUUCGAGAAACGAGCAGAGCAACCAAAUUAUGAGCUCUUCCAACUAUUGUCAGACUUUGGAGGAACCAUUGGUCUGUGGAUUGGUUUGUCCAUCUUGGCGAUCUUUGAGCUUUUUGAUGUUCUCUUCCAGCUGGUGCAUUGCGUCAUUUGUGGCAGACGCAAAUGAAAAUGUCUGCAGAAGUGUUUUAGAAACCCGAGUGCUGCAUCUAUCUGUGAUUAUCAUUAAAUAGUUUAUGCUUUAGAUUUGGUUAUGAAACAUGUUUUUUUUUUAAAUUAAUGUUUAUGUUUUUUGGUCGUUGUUUUGUAAUUAAAAGCAUUAUUCUAAAACACACUAACCAUUUCUACGAUGGUUUACAGUUUAAUACAUUUUGUGACAUAUGCUUUUUU